AUGAUGCCGAGGUGCCGGCGAGUCACGGCCGAGGGCUUGCUGAGUCUCAGGGGCUUGCGCAGACUGAGGACGCUCGACCUGAGCGGCAGUUCUCAGAUAGGGCCGCUGGACUUGGAUUUUUUGUCGGCGUUGGGCGGUUUGGAGACGUUGCACCUGGCGUGCUGCGCGCACAUCACGGACCAGAGCUUGUCGUCGGUGAGGAGUCUCGCGUUGCUCAAGGAGCUCGACUUGAAGGGGGCGCGCAUAACCGACGUUGCGAUGCCGUACAUUGGCGGUUUGAGUCGGCUCACGAAUUUGUGUGUGAAGCGGUGUUCAAGGUUGACGGGGGAGGGGUUUGUGUACAUUUCUCAGCUGACGAGUUUGGAGGUGUUGGUGCUCGCGAAGUGCGUCAACGUCAGGGGAGAGUGCUUGAGGGUGCUUUCGGGCAUGUCUGGUCUCCGGGUCUUGGACGCGUCCAACUGCGCGAAGUUGCAGGACGCGCACCUGUCGUUUAUUGAGAAUUUCGUCCACUUGAGGUCGCUCAGGUUGGCGGAGUGCGCCGGGGUGAGAGGGGGGGUGAUGAGGUACUGCGAGGGGUUGUCCGGACUGAAGGAGCUCCAGAUUAGUCGUUGCAGGAGCUUAUCCGAGAUCGACGGUCUGUUCAAGUUGACCAGUUUAGAGAAGUUGGACCUUUGCGAUUGCAGUUGCGUGAACGACGCGUGUUUGGCCGCGCUGACUGCGCUCAGGCGUCUCAGAGUGCUGCUGUUGGAUGGGUGCAUGCGAAUUCGGGACGAGGGGAUCAGACACUUGUCGUCGCUGAGGGAAAUCGAAUUUUUGAGUCUUGGUUCUUGCGCAGAGCUGACCGACGAGGCUCUGAGGCACUUGACCGGACUGACGUCGCUGAACACGCUUCACAUCACCAACAACGCGAACGUGUCGAGCAGUGGUAUUGGGUGGUUGUCGCGCGUGACGGUCACGCAGUGA
Schistocerca gregaria is the source of this 963-nucleotide messenger RNA. RefSeq names its product F-box/LRR-repeat protein 14-like. Gene Ontology annotation, cellular component: SCF ubiquitin ligase complex. The record is from RefSeq and is a predicted model, not a curated record. The transcript has a single exon. NCBI's taxonomy places the organism in Eukaryota, Metazoa, Arthropoda, Insecta, Orthoptera, Acrididae. Gene Ontology annotation, biological process: SCF-dependent proteasomal ubiquitin-dependent protein catabolic process. The coding region runs from base 1 to 963 and encodes 320 amino acids.